Suillus paluster is the source of this 770-nucleotide messenger RNA. RefSeq lists its product as uncharacterized. The record is from RefSeq and is a predicted model, not a curated record. Lineage: Eukaryota; Fungi; Basidiomycota; Agaricomycetes; Boletales; Suillaceae. The transcript has a single exon. The coding region runs from base 192 to 380 and encodes 62 amino acids.
AUCAUAACAUGAACAGGGCAACAAUCACUAGUACUGUUGACAACAUGUUGAACAGGUUCAAGGGCACGAUAACCAUUUGCAUUGGCUCUUGGAGAGUGUCGAUCCUCCAAACCACUGUGACACAAGCAUUUCGUGCUGAGGGAGAGUGAACCAUGACAAGGGCGUUCACUUCCCCGUUAUGAGUGACAUGAAUGUCGACUGAUGAAAAGUUAAGCGCUAUCUUCCGAGUUGACAAUCACGACGAGGCAAACGGAGAUGCGGAGCAGGAGCAGCUGCAUAUGAUGAAGGCCCUUCCGUACUCCAUGGUCCGGAGGGGUUUGAAAGAUAUUUAUGGUGUUGUGAACUAUGUUCUAGAUGUGAAGAGUGCUAACGUGUGCUAGUAAGUUUUUCCAGUUGAUGGUCGCCCAUCAGGGCCUUUGAUGGCUCUGGGCCUGGGCUGAUUCAGGCUCUUCUUUUCGGAAGAGUAAGUAUAGGCAUCAACAAACUACCGAUUUCGCCACAGGACCCAUAAGUUUCACAAGCAUGCCACAAGGUUACACAUUACACAAGGUCACAAGCUUUGACAGUCCUUACAAGACUAUACAUAUGAUACUAGUCCAAACUCAAUAGUCAAAUAUGAUAAGGAGAAUUUAUCCAUAGCCUCAUGACUUCAAUAGGAUAAGAUCCUAGUGAGAUAAAAGCAAAAUACAGUUGACUUGCUCAUAAUGCAUAGCAUCGGGACCCUAUGCAAUAAGAUAUUUAUGCAUGACUGGAUCUGUAACAUAACGUGA